Messenger RNA from Drosophila rhopaloa, 3675 nucleotides. RefSeq names its product G1/S-specific cyclin-E. Gene Ontology annotation, cellular component: cytoplasm; cyclin E1-CDK2 complex; centrosome. Gene Ontology annotation, biological process: regulation of cyclin-dependent protein serine/threonine kinase activity; G1/S transition of mitotic cell cycle. Lineage: Eukaryota; Metazoa; Arthropoda; Insecta; Diptera; Drosophilidae. The transcript is spliced from 6 exons. Bases 508 to 2658 code for a protein of 716 amino acids. The record is from RefSeq and is a predicted model, not a curated record. Gene Ontology annotation, molecular function: cyclin-dependent protein serine/threonine kinase regulator activity.
AUCGCUUCGUUCCAUUUCGCUCUCUCGAUUUCUCGAUCUCGCCGCAGUGCCGAUAAUUGUGUUAUUUUCGAGUCGCUGAAAAGGCCGAAAAAGUGUGCUUGCUUGUAACCAGAAUUUCUGCUGGCCCACGGGGAUCGAUUCGAAUUGGCCUUGACUUGUGUGGGGUUAAGCUGGCUAACAAAAACGAGCCCAAAGUGCCCAAAAACAACGUGAAAAGGCUGAAAAAACGGAAAAGGUGAAACUGUCUUGCUGGCUGGUGUGCGUUGGUAUGCGUGUGUGCCAGAGUGUGUGCGGCGGUGUGUGCAAUUUUUUUCAUCAUCAUUCCAGUCCGCGUGUGUUUUUUUGUGUGUAAUCCCCUCAAGAAUUUGGCCAAAUCCUGCGUUUCAGCAGUUCCUUUUAAAUUAUUUAAAUUAUUCAAAAUAUUUCUGCUUUGGACGAGCAGGAUAAGAUAAGAGCAAAUAAGAUUCAGGAUAAAGAACCUAAACGGCUUCUCAAGGCCGUACAAUUAUGGGUUUAAAUGCCAAGAGUGUUUGUUCUACCAGCAGCACUGAGCCAAAUGGCAGCAUAGUCACAACCGCCCCCAGCAACGGAGAAGCCAGCAGCAGCAGCAGCAUUGUCGUCGUCGUCAGCAGCAGCAGUAGUAAUAGUAGCAGCAGCAUUAGCCCAAUACCAAUCCCGCAGCGCGAAGAAGAGCUACCGGGAACCUCAGCAGCCUCCAAAAAAGUCGAGAUGUGCUCUUGUGAUAACCAGAACCUUGCAACAUCCACAGCCACAACUUCCAAUGGCAAUAAACGUAAACGGCGUUUAAGCAGCGACUCAAAUGAUGAUGCUAAGGACCCCGAACUCUGUUUUGAGCCUCCAUCGGCCAAGCGCCAGCAGCGACUGCCCGCUCUGUACGGCAGCGACCAGAGCAACCUCUCGUCGGUGGCCUCCUCGGUGUACACUUCGCCCAUCAUCUCGUCCGAUGGCCAGAGCACCCAGGAGCUGCUCAGCAUACGCAGCUCCCCGGCCGAGGAGCUGCCAGAGGCGCCACACAGUCCGCUGCCGGACAGCCCGGAUAGUCCGCCGAGUCCGGAUCGCGGUGCCAAGCAGGCGCCCGUAGUGGUGCGCUACGGAGUGGAGCAGGUGGUGACCACCACAACCGUGGUACCGCAGAAGCCGGAGGACGAUGACCUUUUGGAUGACAGCUGCGAGGAUUACUCGUUCGACGAGGAUGAGGAGGAUGAUGGCGAAGAGGAGGAUGAGGACGAGGAGAUCUACUCGUCCACCAUUUCGCCAGCCUCCUCGGGCUGCAGCCAGCAGCAGGCGGUGAAUGGGGAGCGUACUCCCGGACUGCAGCAGCAUCAGCAGCAGAUGCAGCAUCCGGUCAGUGACCUGAUGAUCAAUAUGACGGCUCCUGUCAAGAUCCUGGACGAUGCGGCACCUUUCAGCUGCAUGUCGCCGGCCGUGGAGAACGCCCUGCGCCAGUGUCCGCUUCCCGCCCUCACCUGGGCCAAUGCCGCCGAUGUCUGGCGCCUGAUGUGCCACCGGGAUGAGCAGGACUCGCGCCUGCGCAGCAUCUCCAUGCUGGAACAGCAUCCCGGCCUGCAGCCCCGUAUGCGCGCCAUCCUCUUGGACUGGUUGAUCGAGGUCUGCGAGGUGUACAAGCUGCAUCGGGAGACCUUCUACUUGGCCGUCGACUACCUAGAUCGCUAUCUGCAUGUGGCACACAAGGUGCAGAAGACCCAUUUGCAGUUGAUCGGCAUCACCUGCCUGUUUGUGGCCGCCAAGGUGGAGGAGAUCUAUCCGCCGAAGAUCGGAGAGUUCGCUUACGUGACGGAUGGCGCCUGCACAGAGCGGGACAUCCUUAACCACGAGAAGAUCCUGCUGCAGGCGCUCGAAUGGGACAUCAGCCCCAUCACCAUUACCGGCUGGCUGGGCGUCUAUAUGCAGCUGAAUGUUAACAACCGCACUCCGGCAUCGUUCUCCCAGAUUGGCAGGCAAAAGGCCGUGGAGGCUGACGAUGCCUUCAUCUACCCGCAGUUCUCUGGCUUUGAGUUUGUGCAGACCUCGCAGCUGCUGGAUCUGUGCACCCUGGACGUGGGCAUGGCCAACUACUCCUACUCGGUGCUGGCCGCAGCCGCCAUCAGUCAUACCUUCAGUCGCGAGGCCGCUUUGCGUUGCUCUGGCCUGGAUUGGCAAGUGAUUCAGCCCUGCGCCCGCUGGAUGGAGCCCUUCUUCAGGGUGAUCUCCCAGAAGGCCACCUACCUGCAGCUGAACGAACAGAACGAGCAGGUCAGCAACAAGUUCGGCCUGGGUCACAUCUGUCCUAAUAUCGUCACCGACGACUCGCACAUCAUCCAAACCCACACCACCACUAUGGAUAUGUAUGACGAAGUUUUGAUGGCCCAGGAUGCGGCGCAUGCGAUGCGUGCUAGGAUUCAGGCCUCCCCGGCUACCGCGCUGCGCGCUCCCGAGAGUCUGUUGACCCCGCCCGCCUCUAGUCACAAGCCGGACGAGUACCUGUGCGAUGAGGGCGAUGAGGCGGCGGCCAGAAGCGGCAUGACCUCCACAUCCACCAGCAACACUGCUAGCAGCAACUGCAGUAGCACCACCACCACCAUCAGCAGCAGCAGCAACAAUCCUGCGACCAACUGCAGCAGCAGGAGCAAUCGCUGAGAGACUGCCAAUGAUCUUGGCCACCAUCCUCUCAUAACUCACCACACACACCCGCCCAAACAGUCUCUACGUUAAGUGUUUCUUAUAUUUAAAUUAUUUUUGUUAAGUGAAAAGUUAUUAGUUGCCUAAUUCCUAUGCUAAACACAUAUUUAAUUUGAAAUUUUCCACGCGCUUAUGUUUCUCAACUCGCGAUAUAUUCAUUUUCCUCGCUCAGUUUUAUAUUUAACUUUGUGUAUUUAUCAGAAAAUCAGAAAUAUAAUUUUAACUGUACACUAUCUAUAAAGCACAAAAACAUACAUAUAUAUAUACACCUAGAGUAUAGCAGACAAGGCAAAACUGAAUUAACCAUUAGACUAAUACCUGCUGAAAAGGGAGCAUAACAAAAGCCAGCUAAAAAUUGUGCACUGAAUACACACUUUGCUGGCGCUUCAAAAAUUUAAGAAACAAAACAAAUUUCGCAUUCAAACAUGUCCAACUGUCCACCAGUCAGUCAGUCAUUCACUAUCAAUCACCGAGAGCAAGAUUAACAAACUAAAACUGACGAAGAGCAGAGCAAAGUACUUGACUAACCAACUAAAAUUAGAUCAUAAGUCGAGGGAAUCGCUAUACAAACAUAAUAACUAAACCGACUAAUGCUGAAUUCUGCAUUUCAUUCGAUAAUUAACCCUACUAACAAUGAAUCAAACAAACACAGGACAACAAGUCCUUAGCUGACAUGGAGUGACAAAGAAAAUAUCAACAUAUGAAUAAAAGAGUUAUAUAACAUGAAUUGGAACGCACAGAAUAGAACAGACUAUAUAAACAAAAAUACAUGUAUGAAUAUACGUCAUUGUACAAUUUUUUUAAUUUAGACUAAUUUGCCAUAAUUUGCUAAGCAAAUAAAUUCUGUACAUAAAGCAAAACACACACAAAACGCACAAAAACAAGAAUUAACCGUAACUGAAACGCAUAUAAUAUAUUAUUAUAUAAGUGUACAAUUCUAUAUAUGGCUUACAAAAAUGUUAUGUACAUUCAAAA